ACUAGGCCAGCAUGCUGCCUUCCAGCCAAGAUAGCACACGAUGCAGUCUGGUCUAGCGGCUCCGGCGGGAGAUGGGACAAGCUCUGAUCCCGCGCUGGCCACGCCAACACCUGCCAAUCGCCGCCAGUCAAGCUGGCUGCGCGGUGACGUACGGUACACUGUAGCGCGUCUAUAGUAUAUUUGCGGCGGCGUGACGUAACUGCAUCGAGCGCUUGCAUUACGCCCGAGUGUAUCCGGGCCUAAGGACGGUGUUGUCCAGCCUACUUGCUCAGAAUGGCAUCUGUGAUUUACCGACACGGACAGCAUCAGCCGGGCCAAGUUCCGCUUACCAGCGGACAAGAGUGACUGAACGGCGCAACGCUGUGGGCCAUGACCGAAAUACCGUUCGUAAUAGGCGCGUCCUUACUCGGGUGCUACCUGACGGGUCAUCUGCGCCAAGGGAAGGUUCCUAUUGGACCCAAGGGCCGUGUCAUCAAGGACUGCGAGUGGAGGUAUAGGCACGCAAACGUGACCGAUGACGUCUUGUCUUGCAAGAAAUGCGUCAAGGACUACGAACUCCGUUUUCCCCCAAGGAGACUGGACGUCGUCAAGAUGCGCCAGACGUGCGUGAAACCCUACACACCGAAGGAAGCAGCCAUAAUCCUGUGCAACGCAUUCCACCGACCUACGGAAGAACGAACAAAGUGUAUUCGCUGCGUCGAAGAUUACGACCUUCCUGAGAACGCGACGAAAAUUCAGCAACGGGAACUUGAUUGGAAGUGCACACCACACCAAUCGCCGACCACACUGCUGCUUCUGGAGUGCCGCUUCCGACUCGCCAAAAACCGCGAAAACCUGACUGAGUGUGAGAGGUGCGUCAACGAGACCAAAGUCGCAGAGAAUGCCACCUUCGCUGAGUACAAAAAAGUGGAAGCCGACUGCAUGCCCAGAACCUACCCGAAGGACCGUAUCAGGCGACUCUGCAAGUGGAGAUUCAUCGAAGAAGAGGAAGUCCACCGGUGCGAAGAGUGCGUGGACAACUACACACUGCCGGUCGUGUUCGAGUACGAAGAUGUGUGGAACAUGAGGAAGAAGUGCAUGCCUCGGCCUUCAAGAAAAGAGUUGCUUCGAAAGACAUGCGAUUGGUACUAUAAGUACCAGGAUGUUGAGAAGGCCGAGUGUGAAGCCUGUGUUGAGAAGUCUAACCUACACGAAGAUGCAUCCUACGCAUACGAGGCCCAAGUCCGGAGCAUCUGCAUGCCAAGGAAACCGCCCAGAGAAAGAGUAAAGGAUGCUUGCCCGCGGAGAUUCAGACAACCGGAGGAUAUUGAACGAUGCAGGAAGUGUGCCGAGGAGUACAUGAAUGACAACAACGCCGCCAACGAGGUGCACUCGCUGGACGUACCACAGCUCUAUCGUAAAUGCCUGUCUGGGAACAACCUGAAGUACCGUCUUCUUGAGGAGUGCCAACAGAAGAUACAGGAACCGGAAGUGGCGAAGAAGUGCAAGGAUUGCAUCGUGAACACAUACCGUUGGAGGAUACCCGAGCAUCUGGCACGAGAGGCGAGAAAACGUUGUCUUCUUGAGGGUUUCCAGGAAAAUUAGGACCAGUAUUCUUCAGCACAUCGACAAUUAUCGUGAAAAACUCAUGCAGUUGACGGACCGCCAGGGGCCUAGUUAUGCCAUAUUGUUUCUAUGACUGUUUAAUAAAAAUGUGUUAAUAGCCAAAGAGUGCAAUUCACCCAAUAAACAUGUUCCGUGCAGCUCGUUCAUACUCGAUA
Molecule: messenger RNA, 1760 nt
Organism: Dermacentor silvarum
Lineage: Eukaryota; Metazoa; Arthropoda; Arachnida; Ixodida; Ixodidae
Exons: 25
Coding region: 370-1584 (404 amino acids)
Source: RefSeq, a predicted model, not a curated record